AUGCAAACACAAAUGUUACCGAUCGAUGUCGAGGGUGGAUUGGAUCGGGUCGAUGCUAUUUUUACUAUUCCUACUGGCCCAAUCGGUCAACAAGAAGUAAACUAUCAUGUCAUCGAUGAACAACGUACACAGUCUAUUGCUCGUUUGUCAAAAGAAGUAUUACCUGCGAAUUCUUCGGAAUCUCCUCUACAAGAAUUACAUUCCAUUAACAUUACGGAUUCACAGUCGUUAAAUAACUCUCCAGAUAAUGAAAUGAAUCAAGUGACGCACCGUGACAUAUCUGACAGUAAUAGAGAAAAGGCUCAGUUUUCAUUGCCGGAAAUUGACAAUACCAAACGACCAGGAAAGAAAUAUCCUAUGAAAAAAACGCAUACCACAUUUAAAAACAUCCAAAAAACUAGAUUCUACGAGAUAACACCUACAUCUGAGAACGAACAAACAUCGUCUCAGUUAUCAACAUACGAACCAACAUUUCCUAUCCCACAGCAUUGUCGUCCUGACGAGAGCAAUAUGUUACAACAACAAGCUGAAACAUUAGUACCUUUUUAUACACUCAAUGAUCUAGCUCAACAUAAUCAUCAAACAGAUGCAUGGAUUUGCAUACUCGAUCAUAUAUACGAUGUUACAUCACUGGUAGAGAAGGUUCAAGGAACAAAACUGUAUCAACAAUUGAUUAGUUAUUCUGGUCAAGACAUAAGUGUAUGGUUUGAUGAAAUUACACGCGAACCACGUAAACGAAUAGAUCCUUAUACAUACGAACCUGUUUCAGUCAUUAACAAUGUAGCAUUAUUGCAAACAUUUGCUACUCCUUUUUGGCAGACAAAAGAAUACUUUAUUGGUCAACUCUCAACAUAUCCUCGAUACAUUCGUUUGAUACAUAACUUCAUGUCUGAUCAUUCGUAUAUACUCGAAGUUGCUGAAGAAGACACCAUUGGACAAAUUGCGAGGAAAUUUUUGAAAUAUAAUUCACAUGUCUUCUCUUACAUUUGGCGAUACAAUGGUCAAAUACUUGAUUAUAAUAAAACUUUAACUGAAAACGGUAUACCAAAUGAAGAAUCAUUUCAUGAUAGAUAUGGCUGGCGAUCAGACAACGAAAACUGUCCUACAAUCAUUCUUUGCUUUUCUGAUGAUUUAACAGUUGCUUGA
Messenger RNA from Adineta ricciae, 1146 nucleotides. Lineage: Eukaryota; Metazoa; Rotifera; Eurotatoria; Adinetida; Adinetidae. The record is from the annotation of a GenBank genome assembly.